Molecule: messenger RNA, 2843 nt
Organism: Zootoca vivipara (common lizard)
Lineage: Eukaryota; Metazoa; Chordata; Lepidosauria; Squamata; Lacertidae
Gene: TOMM34
Product: translocase of outer mitochondrial membrane 34
Cellular component (GO): mitochondrion; cytosol
Molecular function (GO): heat shock protein binding
Source: RefSeq, a predicted model, not a curated record
UAGUUAGCGUGCGCAAGAUUGCAGCCCCACAGCUGGCAAAGUGAAAAGUCAUUUGACUGAUCUUCAUCUUGGGGCUUCCUCCCGAGAAAGCGAACAUGUGCUAAAUGGGGCUGCGUCACGCCCCCUCGCCUAAAUUCGGGCACGGAGACCAGCUUGCGCUUCUCGCCCUGCACAGGCGCCCCUGGAGGGAAAAGGAGGAGCCUCUGGCGGACGGCGCCCGCCCCCUUGCUUAAUCGAGCGCAGAGGGAGGAGGAAGCUGCAGCCCCGGCUGCUUUCCCUUACGAGAGCCGGCGCCGGCUUCCUCGCACCCCGCGGCCGGCUUCAUGGCUCCUGCGUCGCGGAUCGCUGACCUGCGGCAGGCGGGCAACGAGCAGUUCCGCAAUGGGCAAUACAGCCAGGCGGCCGCCCUCUACGGCCGGGCGCUGGAGUUACUGGAAGCAGCAGGGGAUGCAAAUGCAGAAGAGAGGAGUGUUCUUUUAUCCAAUCGUGCUGCCUGCUAUUUGAAAGAUGGGAACUGUAGCCUCUGCAUUAAGGAUUGUUCUGAGGCCCUGGAUCUGGUCCCUUUUGGAAUCAAACCCCUGUUGAGGCGCGCAGCAGCCUAUGAAGCUCUUGAGAGAUAUAAUUUAGCCUACGUGGACUACAAAACUGUGUUACAGGUUGAUAUCACUGUACAAGCUGCACAUGAUGGAGUCAAUCGAAUGACCAAAGCCUUACUGGAAAAAGAUGGUCUUCAGUGGCGGCAGAAGCUCCCACCCAUCCCAUCUGUUCCAGUUUCUGCUCAGAGACUGUGGGAGCCCCCACCUGGAAGCCAAGAAGCUACUACAAGAAGCAAUGAAAACACCACUGCAGGAGCAAAGCAAGUGCCUACUGCAGCCACAAUGGAUCGAGCAAAUGUGUUGAAGUUGGAAGGAAAUGAGUUUGUAAAGAAGGGAAACUAUAAAAAAGCUGUUGAGAAGUACACAGAAAGCUUAAAACUCCAUAAGCUGGAAGGUGCAACAUACACUAACAGGGCUCUUUGCUACCUGAAUAUGAAGCAGUACAAGGAAGCAAUUCAGGAUUGCUCAGAAGCACUUAAGAUGGACCCAAAGAAUGUCAAAGCAUUUUACAGACGAGCACAAGCAUAUAAAGAGCUCAAGGACUACAGAUCUAGUAAAGCAGAUAUCAACAGCCUCUUGAAAAUUGAACCAAAGAACAGUGCUGCUCAGAAACUACUGCAAGAAUUAAACUCUUAAAAUAAGAGAGGCUAAAGGCAACACCAUCCUCUUCUGAAGAUACGUUUCCUGUUUUGUUUGGUUUUUAAAAAAAUGAUCACAGGGACCACCAGCCUGAAUGCAGAGCCAGAUGCAAAAUUCACCUUUCAGACCUGUUGGCAUCUUUCUGGUUCCUUGCUUUAUCAAAGUUAUUUGUUCUUCCUAUAAAGGCUUCCAAAAGUUCAGUGUGACCUUCUGAGAGUCACAACUUCCUAAUAGAAUUUCCAGAGUGGUAGCUGUACUGCAAGCCCCUUAUUCUAGCAAAAUUUACCUUAACUCACUGAGAAAGAGAUUACAGCAGACAGGGCAGCACUUAACUGAUAUUUUUUGGUAGGUGGAUGUGUUUUGCAGAGCGAAGAACUGCAAGCCUCCGGUUGUAGGUGCUUAUCUAUGUAGGUAGCAGCACAAUUGCAAGCUAAAGUCUUGGACUGACACAGUGGCUGACGGAUGGAUGUGUUUCAAAAGUAGUCUCUGCUUUGCCUUAACUUUUGUGCACUAGGCUCUAGUUGAGCGUUCUGCUCUUCAAAAUGUUAUUUAGGAAUCUAAUGCUGCUUUUAUCCUUUACCAAAGAGUCUGGUACAUUGUGCUGCUCUUAUGCUGUGUGUACCUUUUGCAGACUUGCGUUCUUUGUUAGAUUAGGCUGUUUCUUUUAUGCUUAGCUUGAUUGCCUGUUACGUUUUUUACACACCUAUUACUUUAUGAUGACACUCCCUCCUCUGAUAUAUGUUUGAAAGUGUUAUAGGCUAAACUUUCAGCUGGGGGUGAGGGCAGGAAGCAAAGCAGACAGGCAUAGCCAAUUUUCCUGCUUUCAUAUAGAAGGAACAUGCCCUCAAGAGUAGAGCAAUCUGCAUGUACAAAAACCUUUUGCCUAUCUGCCUGCUCAUAGACCUCCUUAUGAAUAGCGGCUGAUAAAAUUGAUGUUGCUUCUAGCACUCCAGACUACAGGUAAGGUAGAAUGUCUGGUAGAAUGUUUCUUACUAUGAAGAAUCCCUCUGCAGAGUGACCUGUGCCCCCCUAUUAUUCCUGACCAGGGCAGACCGGAGUUGAGAGUGCAACAUUUGAGUGCCACCACUUCCCCAGCUCUGUAGCAGAUAAUGAAAUAGCAGGUGCCUUCUCCAUCAUCUGCUUUUCUACAUUUUUAAAAAAAUAGAAGGGCAUUUAUUGCAAGAGGCUUCACCUGCACUCUGAUAGUGUCCAGGCAGCUGUUUACUAGCUCUUCUGCUCUUUGUGAAAACUAGGCUCAAAAUUCCAUCGCCAAAAAGCGCCUGUAGCCUCUUUUGAGCCUGCCCUCCAGAGCAAGCUUUGCGGUUAGUCCCUCAACCUUGUAUUAGUGAGAUGAUCCAAGACAAUCCCCAUAUUCUUUUGCCUUAGGGCUCAUGCCUUUUUGCAGGUAGUCUCUUUAACACAGUCAUGCACAGAGCAGGCUAGGCACCAAAUACCUUAGAGGGAACCAUUACUGUUAAUGUUGCACUGCUCAGCACAGUCCAGUAACAGCCGCCUCUCGCAUCCAUCUGGAAAUAUUGGGGGAAGAAAACUAAAAUCAGCCUAUGCUUCUGGUGUUUUGAACUUUUAAAUAAAUGUUUGGUUGUGCAA